Molecule: messenger RNA, 4937 nt
Organism: Tigriopus californicus
Lineage: Eukaryota; Metazoa; Arthropoda; Copepoda; Harpacticoida; Harpacticidae
Product: serine/threonine-protein phosphatase 6 regulatory ankyrin repeat subunit A-like
Exons: 18
Coding region: 1083-4322 (1079 amino acids)
Cellular component (GO): cytoplasm
Molecular function (GO): protein binding
Source: RefSeq, a predicted model, not a curated record
UACUGAUUGUUUCUGAUAAUUUGUAUCACCCCUGAUAGAAUUCGACUGAGUUUCACUCAAUCUGCGGCUGGGCCUGCUUUUAAGCGCUUUUCACCGCCGCUGCCUCCUUCCUUCACGGACAUCCCAGGCCAUCUCUAGGGACCGAUCGAUGGCUGGCUGUUGUUGCUUCAUUUUGGCAUCGCUGAAGCGCCAUCUCUGUUGUUCCUAAAACACGACGAUCACGACCGUGUGUGUUUCCAGCGUUUCCAGAAUCCAGUGACUGUUGUUGCCUGGUGGUGGCCCGCCCAGUCGAGUCCCAGUCACAGACCAUAGAAUGACGACCUCGCAUAGCGCGAGAAAAAAUGCGAACACUGGCCUUCAUCAGCUGCUACAUAAUUUUGGUGUCUAGUAACUCAUGCUUUUUCGUUGGCCAGCGUGGCCGGAUUCUGUGUGAGUUGGUCACUGACCACGUUCAUUGAAGACCCGGCAAUUGCAGGGCGUUAAUACUGAUCAGGCCGUCACCCUCCUAUUCUUUUGGUGUGCAGAGUUGUUAACACAAUAUCCAUUUUCCUCGACACUAAGGUCUGGCCAAUACGAGAUCUAGUCGUUAUAUGAUCGGUGGUCCCAGUUAGUCUACCAGACGCUCUCGAUCGAGUCGACGAUCAACCCUCUGUCGUGUUUGGCGCAUGAUGCUCAAUUGAUUGCCCAACCACGCUUGCUAUUGUUGUUGUCGGUUGGUGGUUAUCAGUCCGCAAUUAUUACUUCUUAGUGUUAGACACCCGCGGUCAGGUGCGGUCGAGCUCAGUUCAGCCCGCCGUCUCUUCUCACCCAUGAUUUGAGUGCCUCCCGUGAAAUUGGCUCGCUCCCUCCCUCCCUCCCUCCAUCCCUCCAUCCGGGGUUCCGCUGAAAUUCGUCCGUCUCAGCUACGCUGAACGUGAUCCCAGGGCUGCUGGCCGUGAGCCGUAAGCCGUGAUAGUGGGAUGAUGAUGGUAGUGGCGACUCUCCCAGGUGAUGCUGCUGCUGCGGGCUCAAAUUAUUCUUCACAUCCGUGUUGAUCGCCCUCCCCUCUACCCCCGGAAGGAAAAGGCCACCCUCCUCCCUUCAUGGGACCCUUACUUCAUCUUCAAGAUCAGAACCCUCUGAUCGUGAGCAUCUUUAAUGGCGACUUUCCGAGCGUGGAAAAAUGGCUGGAGACGCACGCCCAUCCGGCGGAAGAGAUGGACAAGUUGGUGGAUGCCGACAAACGCCAUCCCAUUCACGCCGCGGCUUUCAUCGACCAAAGCGACAUCCUCGAGGCUCUCAUCGUGGCCACGGAGAACUCCGGCCAUUCUAAGGUUAAUGUGAAGGACGCCAAAUGGCUCACACCCCUUCAUCGAGCCUGUCGGAGCAGUGCUGAGUACUCGGUGGAGGUGUUGCUGACACACAAUGCGGAUGUGAAUGCCCGGGAUCGAUGCUGGCAAACCCCAGCUCACGUGGCUGCCGCCAAUAAUGCCGUGCGUUGCAUGGAACUGCUUGUCCCAAGGGUGUCUAACAUCAAUAUCACGGAUCGGACGGGCCGAACCUGUCUCCACUUGGCCGCCUACUUCGGACACUAUGAGAUGGUGGAGACCCUACUGCAAUUAAGUGGAACCGUGAACCAUACGGAUAAACGGGAUCGUCGCCCGAUUCAUUGGGCCGCUUUUCGGGGCCACGAGGAAGUGGUCAGGUUACUGGUCCAACAUAAUGCGGGUAUUGAGGUUCCAGACAAGGACAAGAACACACCUUUGCACGCUGCAGCCGCGGCCGGAUUUGAUCUGGUCGUUCAGAUUCUCCUCGACUUUAAAGCCAAUCCAGAAGCUGUGAACAAGGAUGGAAAUACACCCGCUCAUCUGGCCUCUUUGAAUGGACAUCACCAAGUUCUUAGUCUGCUCAUCGAAACCGCUCCCAAAACCCUUCAGGAAAGAAACGCCAAAGGAGAGCUUCCCAUUCACUUAUGCGCCUCUUCCACUCACGGCGAAGGAUGCUUGUUGCUGAUCCUGGACCACGACUCCAGUCAGGUCCGUGAAGCGAGCAACGACGGCAAAACCCCUCUCCUCAAUGCCACCCUACACGGUCGAUUGCCUCGUGUUCUCCAUCUGAUACGUCAUGGCGCAGAGCUCAAUGUGCGGGACAAAAAGCGUCAGACAGCCUUGCAUUUGGCCGCCAAGUUCGGCCAUGAGGCCAUUAUCGGUCGACUUCUCGACAUGAAUGCCAAUCCUUUGGUCAAGGAGGAAAAUGGUCGCACUCCACUGCAUCUCUCGGCCCAAAACGGUCAUUUGGAAACGUGUCGACAAUUGUCCAUAUUGCCCAAAGUCGACCUGAACACCAAGGAUGCCAAUGGCAUGACCUGUCUCCACCUGUGUGCCUUUAAGGAUCCAGAGCACUCCUCAAGACGAUUUCGACGUUGUAGAAGUCAGUCCCAAGAGACUCACUUGCCCAUGGGAGACCUUGAUUUUUCACAGAGGAAUGCGGAUUGUUUGAAGUGCUUGAUCGAUGCUGGUGCGGACAUCCAUAUCAAGGACAAAUUUGGUCGCACCGCUCUCCAUUAUGCUUCCGUUAAGGGAUGGUUCCAAUGCGUUCAUCAUUUGGUCACAGCUGGCUGUUCCGUGGAUUGUGCGGACCACGAUCAAAUCACCCCUCUAAUGUUGGCCACACUCUCGGAUUCCGAAGCCAAAUGUGUGGAAUAUCUACUGGUUCAGAAAGCCAAUGGACUCCUCAAAGACCAUCAGGAUCUAAAUGUGCUACAUUACGCGGCAGCCGCCGGAAACUCGGAAGCGUUGACACAAAUAUUUGAGUACACCCAAUUUGGUCGGGGAGAUUUUCUUAGUAGCAAACUGGGCGUGACUCCGAUCCAUUUGGCAGCCAAAUCUGGUCACACGGACUCCGUGAUCGUGCUCCUCGGUAGUCAGGCUCAAGGUCCCAAUGAUCGAGAUAGCAAAGGUCGGACCGCCUUGCAUUUUGCCGCCAGACACGGCCAUCUCAAGUGCUUGGAGUUCCUGUUGGCCAAAGGAGCUCUGGUGGGUGUCCAAGACGACGUCCAAGGCCGAAAUCCCGUCCAUGAGGCCGCCGAGAAUGGAGAGGUCGAUUGCCUAUUGAAACUCUUAGAGCACACUGAAGACUUUUCCGUGGUCGAGGCCAAGGACAAAAUGGGUCGCACUCCAUUGAUGUUGGCCGCCGAGAAGGGACACUCGGACAUGGUAGAAAAGCUCCUUGUGAAUGGCUCUUCUGUGGCGACGAUGGAUUUGAAUCUUCGCACACCCAUGUUUUAUGCCGUGUUCCAAGGCAUGGAACGAACCACCGAGUUGUUGUUGAAGCGUGAAGCAAACAUUCUUCAAGUGGAUCGACUUAAGAAGUCCGUGUUCCAUAUUGCGGCCGCUGCUGGCCAGAUCAGUGUUCUAGGCCUUUUGGUAGAGUCUCUAGACGAACCCACUGCCGUGAAUACCAUGUUAGAUCAAGAGGGAUUCACCCCCCUCCAUUGGGCAGCUUUGAAAGGCCACGAGAUUUGUGUGGAAUACCUAACUCAACGGAUGACCGACCAAGAUAUCUUGCCCACUCAGUUCUCCCCCGUCCAUUGUGCCGUCCAUAAUCGAAGUGACACUUGUCUGGUGGUGCUUUUAAACAAAUUCGAUUCGCAAACGAUCGCCAACCUGCGUGAUGAUCACCAGAGGACACCCCUUCACAUUGCCGCCUUUCAAAAGUCUGCGAGUUGUGCCAAAUUGCUUUUGAGCCAUGGGGCGGAUCCCAACGCCAAGGACGCCUCGGAUCUCACUCCAUUGAGCAUUGCCAUACGUCGAAAGGCCAACGAUAUCGUGGAACUGUUAUUGAAGCACGAGGCCAAAUUGGACGAGACUGAUCCCAAGGGAAACACAGCCUUGCACCACGCCUGUAAAACUUCCGAUCCGUUGGCCUUGGCCAUUCUCAAGGCGUGUUCUUCCAACCAAGACAUAAUCAACAUGCAAAACGUCGAAGGACAGAGUGCCUUGCAUUUAACCGGUGCCAAUGGAUUCGUGGAGUCCACGGAUUUCCUCGUCAGCCACGGGGCUUCCGUAACUCUGGUGGAUAACCGAGGCUACACACCCGUGUUGGCGUGUGCUCCCAAUGAUAACGUAGCUUUGUGUCUGGCCACCAUGUUUGCCGAGUACCUCAAAUGUCCCUUGAGUGACACGCGGAGGUCCAUCGCCUCCUUAGAAUCUUUUCGUCUUUCUGAUGGUUCAGCUGUCAAUCAUAUUCAAAUGAAUCAUCAGCACCAAAAUCAACGCGAUUCUUCGGACUCCACUUUCUUGGUGAGCACCCCUAAACAAUUGCCCAAUUCCUCGCAAAACUGAGAUCCUGACGACAAGAUGGGUUCCUCCUACCAAAGGAAACCCCUCCCUCGCCUCACUGGUGAUUUCUCCUUGGCUGACAAACCUGGUCCGUGCUGUGAUGCAGAAUAUGACGACUUUAGAACUAACUGGCAACCCUACGGAACCCCUCCUGAUGCGGGCAUUAUAGAACAAGAAACUUGAAUUGUGAACAUGACCAAAUUGACUCGAUUUCCAACUGAUCUUAUGAACGAACACUCAGGCUGUUGUUACCAGAUCCUAGAGAUGCAAACCAUUUUUACCUCGGGACGAAUGAACUCCUUCGAUCUGAGAGAGAUUCUCAUUGUGUUGCUUGCACAUAUUGCCCUCAUGGAGGAUUCGGCUGUGUUGGUAUCCAUUGGAAGAAAAGGACUGAUAACAAUGAUUGUACUAGCUCUCAAAAAAAUCUUGUAGUGCAUGUUAUAAAACUUGAACGCUUGCAGAGGUUUCCUCGCCGUGGACAGGAAUCAGAAUACGACCAUAAAACUGAUGAGAGAAACGCGGUUUUGAAAAUCUAAUAAUUAUUGUGAUCCUCAUCCCACUGGAACCUACCUUGUCAGUUGUUGAACUAUGUUGUAGAAAUAAAUGUGAUCAAUCAAA